CGGCGGCAUAUUCCUCGGUGCCUACUUCUCAUAGGCCGAUAAGCUUUGCUUUCAUUCCUGGUAGCUUCACCACCGCCUUGGCUCCAUGCUACCCUUGCGUUUUGUGAUUGUCUGGAUCGGAUGAGCGUGAUGCUUGGCGGAUCUUGAGGAGAUCGAUUGGCGUUGCGCUUGCUAGGGCUUUGGAUUGGAGCUGCCGGAGGUGAGCUUUCUUGCGAAUCUUGGCCGAAAUAUCUCCUCUGCGCUCGAAUACGAUGAUUGGGAGUAAGAACAUCGCAGUCGCCAAUGCCACAAUCCACCACAGAUUGCCGCCGAAUGCAGCUCAAUCGUGGGAGCACGACAGGGAAUCUUGCGGCGAGUCGAGAUUGCGGAGCAGGGCUUCGUCGUCGCCAUCGUCGACGCUAACAUCCGAGACCUCCAAUCAAUCCAAGAACUACUCUGGCGAUGACACGAAGGAGGAAGAAUCCUUGGACACGGCCUGGACGGAUGACAGGCACUCCUCGUAUCUAAGCAGCAUGGAGGAGAUGUUUGUGAGAAAUAUGUAUGACCGGGAGUACUGUGCUGUGGAUAUCUGUGGCGAGGCUGCCUCUUCGUGUGAUCAAGACUGUGUGGAAUCCAGGCCUCUUAGCUUCUUCAAGGUGAUGCAAGGUGGUGGAUGGCAACCAUUGCCAUGUCGAAGGCUCCACUCUUGGGAGCUUCCAUCUCCAAACAUAUUUUCCAGCCCCUGGGUGCGGCACUUUACAUCAUCCAAGUCGGGUGCUGUGGACGAUCAGUCUGAUCCAACUGCCGCUACUCCUCCCAAGGCCAAGGAGAGACUGAUUUGCAGAACUUCCACUGCCUACGAGCUCGAGGACGAUGUUCCAGAGGUUCCCGACGUCGAGAACCGGGCAUCGGUGUGGCUGGAGAGGAUAAACAAGCGCUCAACAGUGUCGUCCACUGGGAAUUCCACGGCUGACACAGGUCACUCUCCCAAAACCACCAGAGAAAUAAGCGCUCAGCUAGAGAUGCAAACUCCGAUUCCACAAAGUCCGGCUCUCAACAAAAACACCACCCUCGAGUUUCAACGAUCGAAACGAUAGAUCAAGUGGUGCCUUUAAGAAGUGAUAGUGAUGCCGAGGGAGAAGAACGCAGCUGCAAACUCCGCAAGAUUGUUUCGAGCAGCAGCAGUAGCGAUCGAAGCGAUCGAAUUUACAGCGCUAGAAGAAGGCGAAGGUCGUGAAAGAAACUCGCAAAGAGCGUGUAAUUUCCAAGUCCUCCAUUCUUUUUUCUAGAAAUCUAUCCUAUCUAUCCAUCUCUUUA
Messenger RNA from Selaginella moellendorffii, 1296 nucleotides. RefSeq lists its product as uncharacterized. The transcript is spliced from 5 exons. The coding region runs from base 252 to 1076 and encodes 274 amino acids. Gene Ontology annotation, biological process: response to cold; regulation of circadian rhythm. The record is from RefSeq and is a predicted model, not a curated record. NCBI's taxonomy places the organism in Eukaryota, Viridiplantae, Streptophyta, Lycopodiopsida, Selaginellales, Selaginellaceae.